CAAAACGAUUGGCGAAUGUUGCAACGCCGCUUUUUUUUCUUUGCAACGCUCACCGCCAAAAUGGCUGGAGAAUGUUGCAACGCUCUUUUGUUUUCUUUGCAACGCUCACCGCCAAAGUGACUGGCGAAUGUUGCAACGCCGCUUUUUUUUCUUUGCAACGCACACCGCCAAAAUGCCUGGCGAAUAUUGCAACGCCAUUUUUUGAUUUAAUUUUAGUGACUUUGCGCCUUGCAGAGCGGUUGCUAAUGACGACACUUGUCCAAGCAUUUGUGAGGAUGUCUGACAAUUCCUAGAAGUCGCUUAGCCUCAAGCUAUUAGAAGCUUUAACUGAUCCGAGCCAUUACAGUUUCCUCCUUGAGAAACUUGUUGUGUUUCACUUUACCUUUGACCACUGACAAAAAAUUGCUUGAUUGGAUUGAAUUCAGGAGAACAAGAAGGCAAGUAAGGGCAGCGGUUACCCACGAGAUUCUGCUUGUAAGACAUUAAUUAUUAACGCAGAGGUAAGCAAUGCCCUGUU
This is a messenger RNA of Radiomyces spectabilis, 517 nucleotides long. RefSeq lists its product as uncharacterized. The transcript has a single exon. Lineage: Eukaryota; Fungi; Mucoromycota; Mucoromycetes; Mucorales; Radiomycetaceae. Bases 72 to 293 code for a protein of 73 amino acids. The record is from RefSeq and is a predicted model, not a curated record.